Messenger RNA from Lodderomyces parapsilosis, 321 nucleotides. RefSeq lists its product as uncharacterized. The coding region runs from base 1 to 321 and encodes 106 amino acids. Gene Ontology annotation, cellular component: preribosome, large subunit precursor. The transcript has a single exon. NCBI's taxonomy places the organism in Eukaryota, Fungi, Ascomycota, Pichiomycetes, Serinales, Debaryomycetaceae. The record is from RefSeq and is a predicted model, not a curated record.
AUGGCCAAGUCGUUGAGAUCAAAGUCUAAAUUGCAAGCAAAGUCAGUGAAAAGAAAGGGUGAAUUUGCUAAAUAUGCCGACGAAAGAAGUAAAAGAAUAGCGGAAAGAUUGGCUAAAGAAACAGCUAAACAAGAAGCUGAAAAGACAAAGGGUAAGCAAGAUAAUGGCCAAGAAUCGAUGGACGUGGAUAAGGGAGGCGAAGACGGUGAGGAAGGAAAGAGCCAGAAGGUAAGCACUUCCGGAUGGAGGGACUCUAAUUCUCAGAGGUAUAAACAAAGACAACUCAAGAAUAAAUCCAAAAAGAAGACAUUGAAGUUUUAA